This is a messenger RNA of Abrus precatorius (Indian licorice), 1149 nucleotides long. Its product is annotated as senescence/dehydration-associated protein At4g35985, chloroplastic-like. NCBI's taxonomy places the organism in Eukaryota, Viridiplantae, Streptophyta, Magnoliopsida, Fabales, Fabaceae. Gene Ontology annotation, cellular component: plasma membrane. Bases 1 to 1149 code for a protein of 382 amino acids. The record is from RefSeq and is a predicted model, not a curated record. The transcript is spliced from 5 exons.
AUGGGAAGUUGCUUUAGUGGCUCCCAAACUAUGAGACCCAUGGGAACCUCAAUAGCUGAAAGGGUUGAAGAAUACUCAGCAGCAUCCAAAGAUCUGAAACAAGAACUUCUGAUACAAAUACAAGGAUGUAAAGUUCAUCUGAUGGAUGAAGGAGAAGCUUUUGAAGUAGGUCAAGGGGAGUUCAUGAUCAUGAGAACCUUGGAAGAGAAUGUGUCUCUGGCUACAAUAAUAAAAGUAGGAGAUGAUCUUCAAUGGCCUUUGACAAAAGAUGAGCCAGUAGUGAGGCUUGAUGCUCUUCAUUACCUGUUUUCUUUGCCUGUGAAAGAUGGUGAGCCUCUCAGCUAUGGUGUCACCUUUUCAGAACACAGUUUUGGAAGCUUGGGUUUGGUGGAUUCGUUUCUGAAGGAACAUUCUUGCUUUUCUGGCUUGAAUUCGAGUAAGGAGAAUAAUCUUGAUUGGAAGGAGUUUGCUCCAAGGGUUGAAGAUUACAAUCAUUUUCUGGCAAAGGUUAUUGCAGGAGGGACUGGUCAGAUUGUGAAGGGUAUCUUCAUCUGCAGCAAUGCUUACACCAACAAGGUCCAAAAAGGAGGAGAAACGAUCUUAAAUAGUUCUGCAAGCUUGAAAAAUGGUGUGGUGAGCAGGGAAAGUAUGAACAACAACACUGGUAGUGCCUCAAAGAAGAAGAGCAAGAUUAAUAAAAACCUCAAACGUGUGAGAAAGCUGUCCAGCAUGACAGAAAAGUUAAGCAAAUCUUUUCUUAGUGGUGUUGGUAUAGUCAGUGGAACAGUGAUGGGUCCUGUGGUUAAAUCCAAACCAGGAAAGGCAUUCCUAAAGAAGCUUCCUGGGGAGGUGAUGUUGGCUUCCUUUGACGCCCUCAACAAGGUUCUUGAUGCAGCUGAAGCUGCUGAAAAACAAUCUUUCUCUGCCACUUCCAAAGCUGCAUCUAGAAUGGUCUCUAACAGGUUUGGGGAAAGCGCAGGGGAAGCUACUGAGCAUGUGUUUGCAACUGCAGAACAUGCCGCUCACACUGCUUGGAAUGUCUUUCAGAUACGAAAGGCCUUCACUCCAGCUUCUUCAGCAACCAAUACAGCUUCUAAAACAACCAAUGCAGUACUAAAAAAUGUUGCCAUGAUUAGAAGUUAUAAAUAG